AUGGUAUUAUUGGUUAAUUUAUUAUUAUUUAUCAUUAUUUUAAUAAAUUUUGUAAAUACAAAUGAGAUAGAGUUUUGUUUGAAAGAUAAAGAGAGUUGUGAAAAUAAAUAUAUUAAUAAUAAAAGAUAUAUUUUAUAUGACGUCAAUCAAUCGGAAGGAUUUAAUCUUAGGAGAGAUGUUUACAUCAGGAUAGGAGUGUUUGUUAAAACAAAUCUAUACCAUUGGAAAAGCAAUACUAUUAAACAAAAACAAUUACCCUGGAGUUUAUUUUUUGAUAUUGAAAGUUUAAAUAAAUAUGUAAAAGUUAUUGAAUUAUAUGAAUUUAUUGAAGAGGCUAAUGGAGCAGACACUGUGGAUAAAGUAUUUGUUCUACAAAACGAUCCAAAAAUGUUUGAAACUGGAGAUUUUAAAGAUAAAAAUAAAAUUGUCGAGUGCAAUAAAGUGAAAUUAAAUAGGGAAUUAUUUUGGGGAUAUAACAAUAUUACUGCUAAUGAAAUUAUUUGUAUUGAAUUUCAUGGAACCGCUUCUCAGCUAGUCGUUAACUUGAAUCCUUCAGUUGAUAAGUUAAUAUUAUGA
Molecule: messenger RNA, 576 nt
Organism: Cotesia congregata
Lineage: Eukaryota; Metazoa; Arthropoda; Insecta; Hymenoptera; Braconidae
Source: the annotation of a GenBank genome assembly